AUGGAUCCGAACUACAAGGCCCGGAAAGAGGCCUUUGUGUCCAACCUCUCAGGGAGCAACAUCCAAGACAUCAACACGGUCUCCCUCAGUUCUGUUCUCCUGUGGUCUGCACUCCAGUCGCGGCUGUCAUUCUUCACACCCUAUAGCCCUGCCGCCCUCAUAGUCGAUUUCCUGCUCAAUGUACUGGGCAUUCUGUUCGCGACCACGGCCUACUCGUCCAUGCCGCUCCUCCUGAACAUACUCCUAAUAUCCCCGGCGGCCCUCCUGUUUCUCACAAAGAAUGGCCCGCGUCCGGCUCAAAAAGCCAAACCACCCCGAAAACAAUCCAAGAAUGAUGGAUCGCAGAACAAAGAUGAGCCCCUACCGAUUCACCCAUUCUUGACGACAUAUCGCGCGGCGAUGAUGGUGGUGACCUGUGUGGCUAUCCUUGCGGUGGACUUUAAAGUGUUCCCACGACGAUUCGCCAAGGUUGAAAACUGGGGCACUUCCUUGAUGGAUCUCGGAGUUGGAUCAUUCGUCUUCUCGGCUGGUGUUGUGUCAGCACGCGCUGUGCUGAAAAACCGCGCAUCUGGCGCAGCAAAGGCUGGCUUUGCUCAGCGACUGGCAGGAUCUGUACGGCAUUCCAUUCCGUUACUUGUGCUAGGACUCAUCCGUCUGUGGAGUGUGAAAGGGCUUGACUACGCCGAACAUGUGUCAGAGUACGGCGUGCACUGGAACUUUUUCUUCACAUUGGGCCUAUUGCCGCCAUUCGUGGAGCUAUUUGACACUCUGACCAUUUUUGUUCCGUCUUACGAAAUUCUGUCCCUUGGCAUCAUGGUCAUUUAUCAGGUGGUUCUGGAAUCGACUGAGCUCAAGUCCUAUAUUCUCGUCUCUCCCCGUGGGACAGACCUUCUAUCCAAGAACCGCGAAGGAAUCUUCUCUUUCCUUGGCUACUUGGCGAUCUUCCUAGCAGGACGUGGGGUUGGCACUCACAUUAUUCCUCGGGGGACCUCGCCGACAAAAUCGCCCCAGCAGGCGCGCAAGUCCGUUCUUACGACAUUGGUGCUGCAGGUUGCCCUCUGGUCUGCCUUGUUCUACUUCAAUUCCACCUACGCAAUGGGCUACGGAGCCAACAUUAUGGUCUCGCGACGCCUUGCAAAUAUGCCUUACGUCCUGUGGGUUUCUGCAUUCAAUAGCGCACAGCUACUCCUAUUCUGCCUGAUUGAGACUGUUUUCUUUCCCGCCGUUCACCGCGCUGCUAACCAGGAAAACGAGGCUGAGCGGACAUCCCUGGCGACGAGUCAUAUUCUGCGAGCAUUCAACCACGGAGGUUUAGCGCUUUUCCUCGUUGCAAACCUGCUUACUGGCGCAGUCAACUUGACUGUGCCUACUUUGGAUGUCAACGCUCCACAGGCUAUGGCGAUUUUGAUUGCCUACGCUGCUAUUCUCACUGGCCUUGCACUUGCGAUGGAGAAAUACAACAUUAAGCUGCGUCUAUAA
Messenger RNA from Penicillium chermesinum, 1479 nucleotides. It is a transcript of the gene gwt1, whose product is annotated as putative GPI anchor biosynthesis protein Gwt1. Gene Ontology annotation, molecular function: glucosaminyl-phosphatidylinositol O-acyltransferase activity. The transcript has 2 exons. Gene Ontology annotation, cellular component: membrane; endoplasmic reticulum. Gene Ontology annotation, biological process: GPI anchor biosynthetic process; protein localization to plasma membrane. The coding region runs from base 1 to 1479 and encodes 492 amino acids. NCBI's taxonomy places the organism in Eukaryota, Fungi, Ascomycota, Eurotiomycetes, Eurotiales, Aspergillaceae. The record is from RefSeq and is a predicted model, not a curated record.